UUGGAGGGAGGGGAGGGAGGUCGCGCUUCACCCUUGAAUCCAAACAGCUUGCAGUGGUUUGCUAAUUUCUGCCAUGGAUUCUACUCAGUAGCUUCCCUUUGUUCCCACGAAGCAGUUCUGAAAUGAUCGAAUUAAUGGCGGUAUUUUAGCAUUGAAGUAGAGACUAUGGCGGUCGACACCAAUUUGAAUUUCCAAUCUAUGCUUGAGAGUUUGAAGGUGGAAGAUCCAUGGCUUCCUCCUAGAACUUGGGAAUCCAUCCCUUCACAAACCCAACAAUCUCAGCUCCCUUCUCGUAGUAGUAAUGGCGUCUCUUCCUCUUCAGUCUCCGAGGCAAGCUUGGUUAGAUUGGCGAUGAACGCACUGCAAGGGUUGGAGUCAGCACUUAUCAGCGUGGAAAAGUUAUCUGCUGCCUUUUGUUCUGAUCCUUCCGACAGGACAUUCCAUCAAAUUCCAUCUCUAUGGAAUCGCAUUUCAAGUACGCACGCUUUGGGAAAGAUACUCAGGUUGAUUGGCUGCGUUGGGUUUUUAGUUUUCCUUCUUCAUAAAUUCGUAGACCACUUUACUGAAUUGGGUAUGGAUGAAGCGUUUAAUCAUAAGAGUUAUCUACGUAAGGUCGAAAAAUGCAGAAGUAACGAUGGCAGUGAUGUGAGAGGGAAAGAAUGCUCCCGAAAGAGUCUUGUUAAUCAGGCAUUUGCAGUUGCACUGAGAAAGAUUUUGGAAGGCUAUACGUGUGCAUUAGAUUCGUUGCAUGCCUCAGUAGGUUUGAGAAGAACGCCAAAAGAGUUCGAUGCGUCUUUUCACGGAUCAUCAGUGGAAGGAUGUCUUAUGAGCGCGGUGCAUUCUGACAUAACAUUAUUAGAGGUGUACCUUCAUACAAGGGAAUUGAGAAUUCAGAUUGAAGUACUUGGAAACAUAUGUAAAUUGCAAAAUGUAGCUAAUGGCUUCUCAUCGUUACCAUUUCAAGACCUCAUUGAUAAGGCGACCUCUGAAUUUUGUAACUUUUAUUGGGGAGGAGACUUGCUAACAUAUUUGUACACACAACUCCAGGUUGCUGAUCCUGCUCAUUGCGCUGUACUCAAGUUUCUGUUCCUCCGCUCAUGUGAACCAUAUUGUGCCUUUAUUAGAUCAUGGAUAUACAAAGCCGAAGUUGUUGACCCUUAUGCAGAGUUUGUUGUUGAAUAUGAUGACAUUAAAACUCCUAAUCUCAAUACUGCUGGAAUCUCCAGUUUUCCACUAGCAUGUACAAGGGAGAGAGAAGGAGUCCCUGUUCCUUGUUUUAUGAAGGAAUUAUUGCUUCCACUUCUCAGAGCUGGUCAGCAGCUUCAAGUACUAGUGAAAUUACUUGAAUUUGGUACUUCUGUUGCCACUGCAGAAUGUACUUACGAUGAUUUUCUUCCUUGUUGGACUGGCUUUUCUAGUAAUCAUGUGUACUACGAAUCUGUAAUCUCUUUCAGCAAAGAAAAUGUUGAGGCCAGGGUUUCUGCAAGGGACGUUUACUAUGAAAGGAUGCAGAAAAAACUUGAUAAUCUUCUGACAAAAAUAGAGUUCAGAUAUGAGCAGAUGGUUCCAGGUGAUGCAGUAUCUCUGAUCUUUCCUCAUGUUGGAGGAGGAAUAAGUGCACCUUUGUCAGUUAAAUCAGGAAAUAGCCUAUUUGUUCCAGAAGUGGACAAGAGCUCAAAAAUGUUAAAAGAUAACACAGAUCAUGAUGACUCUAUUAGUUCAUCAGAUGCAGCUGAUGUUGCAGUGGACAUGUAUAAUUCACCCAUGGAGAUGUAUGAUUCCUCCGGAUGUAAAUCUUCAAGUAGCUGUGAAGAUGAAAUUGAGUUUGAUCAAAAGAUUGAUCCUCACAAUAACAUGGGCGUGCUAAAGGAAAAUCAUUUUUCUUCUUUAAGCUUCUCCAAGAAUGAUUUGAAUAUUAAUUUUUUAAGGAAGGCUUCUGAUUGUGAAGGACCAUUUCAUGUAGGAAGUGUUUUGGAUGGGAAUUCUACGAAGAUAGAUGAUGUAAAUUUUGUUGUGCAAUCGCAAAAAAAUGCCUUAAAUUCAAGUGAUACAUCUUUGUUCUUUGACUUGGCUAAUUGGUCGUGGAAUUCUGAUGUCACCUGCACUGGUUAUUCAGAUAUGCAUUCCUUGGAUUCUGAUUUAAGGAAAACCAGAAGAAACUCUAGAGUCCAUAUUGGAGAAUUAUCUCUUUCUAGGAAGAGGAUUGGUGAUUCCAGUGGUGCAGAGGAUGCCUCAUUGAACAAUCAACUUGAUAAUAUUCCACGUGCUUCUAAUUUGUUUUUUGCACAACCACAGAAUCUUGAUUACUCUAGCAAGUUUUUCAGUUUGAAUCCAAUGGUAACAAGAAAUGUUUUCCUUCCUAAGAUGAGCAAGCCUGAUCAGAGGCAUGCUAGUGCCUUGGGUCAAUCUUUUCCUUUCUUUGAUUUUUCUGUCGUAGAGGAUCCGUGUAAGGUAUGCCCAGAAAAGAUACUGCCUAGUUCUGGAGCUGAAUCAUUAUGUGGUGGGAACUCUCAAGCUCUUGCUUCCAAUAAUAAAAAUAGUGAUUCUAGUGAACAAGGAUGUGGAGAGGAUAUUUUUGUGGACAAUACUAUAUCUUACAAUGACAAAGAAAAUAUUUCAACUAAUGUUUCUGGUGGAAGGAGCUGGGAAACUAUACUUUGUACAGCAAGCAAGAGAACUGUUGAUAAUAAUGCUGAAGAGCAGAAGCUAUCUUGUUCAGGAUUGUUUGAGUUGCCACUUGAUUACGUUAUUCACAAAUGCUUAGUGCAAGAAAUAAUCCUUCAAUAUACAUAUGUCAGCAAGUUAACUAUAAAGUUACUAGAUGAAGGAUUUGAUUUGCAAGAGCAUCUUCUAGCACUGCGGCGGUAUCACUUUAUGGAACUAGCAGACUGGGCAGAUUCAUUUAUCACAUCUUUGUGGAAUCAUAAGUGGCGUGUCAUAGAGGCAGAUAGUAAGCUUCAAGAUAUUCAAGGUUAUCUUGAAUUGUCUGUUCAAAAGUCAUCGUGUGAACAUGACCGCAACAAGGAUAGAUUAUUUGUCUACAUCAAAGAAGAGUGCACUCUGCCUCUUUCCAAAGGAACCAUCGGGAUUGAUUCAUUUGAGUUUCUAGGUUUGGGAUAUCAUGUAGAGUGGCCUAUCAAUAUCAUUUUGACGCCUGCUGCAUUGAAAAUAUAUGCCGAUAUUUUCAGCUUUCAUGUUAAAGUGAAGCUUGCUGUUUUUUCUCUGACCAAAGUUUGGUCCUCAUUGAAGGACAUGGGUAUCUUGAUCAGUCAGAAUCGCCACUCCAAACCUAUUAAUCAGGAAAUCCAGCAUUUCAAUGUUUUGGUGAAGACUAGGCAUGAAGUCAGCCAUUUUGUAUGUGUAUUACAGCAUUAUGUGGAGUCUCAAUUAUCACAUCUAUCUUGGUGUAGAUUUCUUCAAUCUCUUCAACUUAAGGCAAAAGAUAUGAUGGAUCUCGAGUCAAUGCAUAUGGCUUAUUUAACUGAUGCAUUUCACACAUGUUUCUUAUCUGAAGAAACACUAUCUGUGGCUGGUAUCAUUAAUCAAAUCUUGCAAUGUGCACUGGAUCUCCGAUGUUGUUUUACUGGUGACAUGUGGAAUACUCAAGUUGAUAAUGCAGCUUCUUCGAGGAGACUUUCUGAGAUCAACAAGUCUCAGGUACUUGCCGUAAAGGAGAGAUUUGACAAAAACAUGAAAGAAUUGCACCUGCUUUAUCUGAAGUCACCUAAGCUCGGAGAGUAUGGGUUAUCUCGAUUAUGGGAAUAUUUCAAUUACAACGAUCAUUACUCUGAUACUGGUAAUGAAAUGAAUUACUAUGCCUUCUCGGUCUAAUGAUUGAUUUCAAACCAUAAGAGAGAUAAGGUCCUAAUGUUUGUGAAAUUGAAUUAGUUAGGUCGAGUUGGGGUAGCUUCUAUGAUGCUUGAAUGCUUGUAAUUCGAACCAUGUUGCAUUCAAGGUUUCUUAGUGAAGAUGCUCUGUUAGCCCCUUUACAGAGGACAGUUCUUGUAAUUGGAGUAGUAAUGUUAUUGCUAUGGUAGUUCUUAUUGAUGAGUGAAGUGUGCAGAAGAUGGAUGGCUUACCCUUAGUUUGUGUUAUAG
Molecule: messenger RNA, 4097 nt
Organism: Cucurbita moschata (crookneck pumpkin)
Lineage: Eukaryota; Viridiplantae; Streptophyta; Magnoliopsida; Cucurbitales; Cucurbitaceae
Exons: 14
Coding region: 166-3831 (1221 amino acids)
Biological process (GO): microtubule nucleation; spindle assembly; meiotic cell cycle
Cellular component (GO): equatorial microtubule organizing center; gamma-tubulin complex; centrosome
Molecular function (GO): gamma-tubulin binding; microtubule minus-end binding
Source: RefSeq, a predicted model, not a curated record